AUGGCGGCCGCCGGCGUGCACCAGGACUACCAGGCGGUGUCCGGGCUGGCCAAGUACCCCUUCGAGCCGUAUUGGCCGGAGGGCAAGCUGAGGGUCUGCGUCACGGGCUCGGGGGGGUUCAUUGCGUCGCACCUGGCCAAGCGGCUCAAGUCGGAGGGGCACUACGUCGUGGGAUGCGACUGGAAGCGCAACGAGCACUUCAAGGAAGAAGAGUUCUGCCAUGAGUUCCACCUGGUGGACCUUCGGGUGUUCGACAACUGCAAGAAGGUGUGCGCGGGCUGCGACCACGUGUUCAACCUUGCGGCGGACAUGGGUGGCAUGGGCUUCAUACAGUCCAACCACGGCGCGAUCCUGUACAACAACACGAUGAUCAGCUUCAACAUGCUGGAGGCUGCUCGCCAGAAUAAGAUCCAGAGGUUCUUUUAUGCUUCUAGUGCAUGCAUUUAUCCCGAGUAUGCACAGCUGGAUACGGAAAUUGAAGGGGGAGGGCUCAAGGAGUCUGUUGCUUGGCCUGCACAGCCGCAGGAUGCAUAUGGCCUGGAGAAGCUUGCAACAGAGGAGCUCUGCAUGCACUACAACAAGGACUUCAACAUCGAGUGCCGCAUCGCUCGGUUCCACAACAUCUAUGGCCCCCACGGAACGUGGAAGGGUGGCCGGGAGAAAGCACCUGCUGCCUUCUGCAGGAAAGUGUUGACCAGCCCAGAUGAGAUAGAGAUGUGGGGAGAUGGAAAGCAGACGAGGAGUUUCACGUUCAUCGACGACUGUGUUGAAGGCAUCCUUCGGAUCACCAAGUCUGACUUCCGCGAGCCUCUGAACUUGGGCAGCGACGAGAUGGUGUCCAUGAACGAGAUGAUGGAACUGGUAAAGUCCUUCGACGGGAAGGACCUCCCAAUCAAGCACAUUCCCGGGCCCGAGGGCGUGCGCGGCCGCAACUCAGACAACUCCCUCAUCCUGGAGAAGCUGGGUUGGAAUCCAUCCGUGAAGCUGGCCGAUGGCCUCAAGAUCACGUACUUCUGGAUCAAAUCGCAGAUCGGUGCGGAGGAGGGCGUGGACGUCAGUGAGUAUGCCAAGAGCAUGGUGGUGUCCACGGGCGCCCCUGAGGAGCUGGGUUCCCUGAGGGCCGCAGACGGGGAGGAGGGCCCCAGGUCCUAA
Ostreobium quekettii is the source of this 1152-nucleotide messenger RNA. NCBI's taxonomy places the organism in Eukaryota, Viridiplantae, Chlorophyta, Ulvophyceae, Bryopsidales, Ostreobiaceae. The record is from the annotation of a GenBank genome assembly.